AUGCCUAUCACCGACGAUGCAGUGGUUCGUCUCGCACGCGCGUGCCCAAACCUCAAGACUCUCCGGCUUGACUCGGCCCUGCUCAUCACAGGGACGUGCAUCCCACCCAUUCUCACAGCAUGCCCAAACAUCACCUCGCUCAGCAUUACCGGCCACAACGGCCGCACAGGCAACUUAAACCUAGACAAUCUAAAGCCCAUGGCCGACGACCCCAUCGUCUUCGUCAGCGCACCCAAACUCAAAAACCUGGAUCUGCGCCGCGCGAUCAACGCUGCACAAGAGAACUUCUCCGAUGUGCUAAGAGCGAUCACUAGGCCGCCAGGUCGCAAGAAUAAGCUGGAAGUGCAGUUUCAGCAUCCGACUGUGCAUUGGGAGAAGGUGUACAAGAAUGGCACGGUGAAGCAGCCGAGAAUUACCCAAGCGAUGAAGGAACAGGAGAUGCUUGAGGAAGUGAUGUGGGCGGUGAAAGGCAAUAGGGGGUUUGAUAUCGAUGACGAGGAUGAUGGAGCAUAA
Messenger RNA from Alternaria viburni, 513 nucleotides. RefSeq lists its product as uncharacterized. The transcript is spliced from 2 exons. Bases 1 to 513 code for a protein of 170 amino acids. The record is from RefSeq and is a predicted model, not a curated record. NCBI's taxonomy places the organism in Eukaryota, Fungi, Ascomycota, Dothideomycetes, Pleosporales, Pleosporaceae.